Molecule: messenger RNA, 3835 nt
Organism: Eurytemora carolleeae
Lineage: Eukaryota; Metazoa; Arthropoda; Copepoda; Calanoida; Temoridae
Product: trichohyalin
Exons: 4
Coding region: 188-3760 (1190 amino acids)
Source: RefSeq, a predicted model, not a curated record
GAAAGAAAUGACGGCUCUAAAAGUGAAUUUCAAAGCAAAGAACUAAUAAAUUCAUUGACUGAGUUAAUUAUAUGUGUUUUUUAAAGUUAGGUUUUGGUAAAAUAUGAAACCUUGAAAGGUAAAUGAGCGCCUUUCUAUUUUAUAUAGUUUCCGUGGAGACUAUAUCCAAGGUCCAGGGUGAGGUUUUAUGUUUCACCGUGUAGUACUAAAACCCAUUCCAACCAUGACACACCGAACCCUUCUCCUCCUCCUCCUUAUACCACCACACACACUUCUCCAGCGCCAGAAACCCGGUUGUCCUCCUCCAAUAGGAGAGUUUGUUGAUUACCCAGAGAUAGUUACUAUUCCUAAACUUUUAAACCAGGAGGUGGCAAACCUAACAGUAAUUGAUAAUAAUUAUUUCGGAGAAACACGUUGCAGCAUCCCACAGAAUCUCCAAGAUGAUAAGCACACAGUGUUCAACAGCUUUAGGCUAGAGGAGGGUCAGCUUAGGAAUAGGAUAAAGCACUGUGCUAUAUAUGUUGACUCUGUGGACUUCCCUGACAAUGUUCUAGCUGUAACUGUAUUGCUGGUCUCAGAGUUUAUCCCUGCACUGGCCUACUGCAGAGGACCCAUAUCUGCCACUGCAAGGAUCAUGGUGAAAUUCUGUGAUUCCUGUACACAAGUACAGACUAACGAGCAGGGAACAGCUGAUGUUGGAGCUACCGGACAAUACGGAGCCAAUGUGGGGACAAGCAAUCAAGGAUUAGUGGGUAUAAGUGGCAAAUGGGGGGAAAAUAGUCAAGGUGUAACUUAUAUAGAGGCUGUUGGCCAAGACCCUGGCAGAAAACCAGAAGAACCACGACAGAAAAUAACUAAUUCUGCUCCUAGUAGGCCUGAAGCUUAUAUUCCAGAGGCAUCAGGAGAACCUGGCAUAAGUGUAGGCUCAAACAGGCAGGGAAAAGAAAAGGAUAUCUUGAGUUCUGGUGAACAAGGAAAAGUGAAUUCAGGGGCAAAGAUUCAAGGCUUUGAUAUGGGGGCACGGCAUCAGGGUGUGACAAAUGUUGGGUCAAGCGGGGGCGGGGCUGGUAAUUUAUGGGAAAAUGGCCAGGGAGUUGGAAAUACAGGACAAGGGGUAACCAAUGUGAGGGCAAGUGGUCCUGGUUCAGUUAAUCUUGGAACAGGUGGUCAAUGGGAGGAUAAUGUGAGAUCAAGCGGAAAGGGUAUUUCAAAAAUAAUCACUAAAAAUGGAAUGGAUCUGGAAAAAAAAAUUACUGUAAGACGUUCUGAGGAAGAGUCGGAUUUGGCUAAUCUUGGUCUCAAUGUUGAAGAAGAUCCUAAUUAUCCAAUUCUCAUUGGUCUUGUGUUUGUGGUCACUUUAAUAGCUCUCAGCCUAAUUAUUGGAGUUAUAUAUUUCUGGUGUCCAGAAAUAUGUGCCUGUUGCAUAAGAAAAAGCCACAAAAGAAAUGAUUUGAAUGGGACAACAAAAAUUUUGACAGUUAAAGAUAACUUUGGCAAUAUCAUCUCUGAAGCAAAAACUGUAGAAGUCUGGAAAACUGGAGAAAACAAAAUUAAAACAUAUGAUAUCCUGACUAGGGAGCUUAGUGGUCUGAAAAAAAAUAAUAAGGUUGGAUACAAGGAGCUUCAAGAAGAUCCAGAUGGUUCAAACUUUAAUAGCAGAGAAGAAUCACACAAGGAAGUGCGUACACUACCACAGGAUGAUGGAGAAAUAAUCAUUAUUCGUCAACCUAAUAAUGUUCAAAACAUGAGCAGGUUAACAUAUCUAGAAGAGCUGGAUCCCAGAACCCUCACUCCAUACCAAUCUGUUCAUCCUAAUCACGGAAGGUUAUUUAGACUAUUAAAUAGGCCAGAACCUGAGCGAAGAUACAGUCGGCAGUAUCUUAAUGUUGAAAAUCCUCGUUCUUAUAGAUCUGUUACUCCACUGGAUCUUGUCAGUGUUAAUGGAAGUGAGAAUAAUCUGAACUUCUCUCGACACUACUCUAAUAACUCCAGGGCAGGGCAGGUCAUCAUGGAAGUUGAUCCAAGAGAAAGAAAUAGACAUCAUUCUUACAGGAACCUAGACUCUGACAGAGAUUACAGAAGAGAAGAUAGACAUUGGGAGUCAAGGUAUGAUGAAAUGGAUAGUCCUAGAAAAUCUGAUGUACAGAUUCUAACAGUUCAUGCAAAUGACAAUGACAGUGAACACAGUUACAGAAGUCUAAAUGUUAUACCAGAGGAAAAUUUUAGUCCACGGUAUCAAAACAGUAGCAGCCAAUAUCCAACCAUUGAAGAACGAGGAAGACCAUUACAAAGGUCUGAAAGAAAAGAAAAUGAAAAAAGAGAUCAAGGAGUAAAUACAGACAGUUACAAAGAAAGAAGUAAAAGUCUCCAGGAUCAGAGAUCACCAAGGAGAGACAGUAAAGGAUCCCUAACAGAGAGAAGUAGAAGUUUACAGGAUCAUAAACGAGAACGAUGGGAGAGUCCUCGAAAAGAAACUUCCAAAGAAAGGAGAAGCUUCCUGGAUCAAUUUCAAGAGAGAUGGGAUACCUCAGGCCCUAAUAAAGAAAGUUUUAAAGAAAGGACUAAGAGCAUACAGCGAAGAGAUAUCAAUGGUUUUAACAAAGAAAGAAGCAGAAGUUUCCAGGAUCCAAAAAAUAGUAGCAGAGAUCCAAUUAAAGAAAGAAGCAAGAGCUUACAAGAUCAAAAAACUGACAACAAAGAUGAUCAGGUAGAGGUACAAAAGCAUGCAAGAAGGUUCAGCAAACUACCAACUAAAAAUUCAAUUCAGAAGAACAUUUAUUAUCAAGAUUCUUAUGCAAGAAAUAUUAAUGCUCCAUACUACUACCAGGAAAGAGAACAUGAGAGAGAAAUUGAAAGUUUGUUAAGGCAAAAUGAACUGAGAAGAGGUGACCUAAGACUUGGUAGAAAAAUAAAAGAUGAGCGUGCAAAUUAUCUCCGAAUUCCUGAUCGCAGAGAUGAAGCUCCAUCUCAUGAAAGAGAAGAACCUAGGCAGUAUCAGUCUCAAAUUCAAGAGGUUAUGUCUACCUUUUCAACUAUUGUUGAAGGUGAACCUAGUGAUUAUGAGGAUGAUGAUCAAAAUUCACCUGAAAGAGAAUCAGCUCCAAAUACUGCCAAACCCAACUCCGGCCAGGAGGAAUCUGCCAGCAGCACUGCUCGGACUGAUGCAGCUGAUGUUAAUCAAACUGAAACUGGAGAAAACACUUUUAGAUCUGAAGAAGCUGAAGCAGAAGGCCCCCCAUCAGAUCCCAACUCAGAAAAUCAACCCCUAAUUGAAGAAGAUUCGGGAGAUAAGCAAGGUGAGGAAGAACAUGAGGAAGAAAAACAAAAUCAGCAAGAACAUGAGGAAAAUAAGCAAGAUGAGCAGGAACAUGAGGAAGAAAAACAAAAUCAGCAAGAACAUGAGGAAAAUAAGCAAGAUGAGCAGGAACAUGAGGAAGAAAAACAUGACGAACACCAACAAGAGGAAGUUAAAGAAGGUAGCGAAGAAAAAAUCCUGAAAACUGAACCUCCAUCAGAGACUGAUCUUAGAGAGUUGAAGGAAAGUCUAGAACGGGACGAAGAACCACCUGAACCUCUGUCUAAAAAGCUUCUAAGAACAAUCGGUAACUUCCAAGACACCAACAGAACUCCUUCCCCUGCCCAGACCCUAACUAUGGCUGCCCUGAAGCAGGCCAGACAACGAAGAGUGGAAAAGGUUCAGAGACAAACCCAACUAAAUGAUCCAAAUGUGAAUGCAAUAGAAAUAUUGUCUGGCAGCUGAUUCUUUGAUUCCUCCAUAUUUAUAUAUUUUAUAGAAUUUAUAUUUACUGCUUAUAAAAAUACAUAUAAAAGUUAA